This is a messenger RNA of Stegodyphus dumicola, 1230 nucleotides long. RefSeq lists its product as uncharacterized. Lineage: Eukaryota; Metazoa; Arthropoda; Arachnida; Araneae; Eresidae. The record is from RefSeq and is a predicted model, not a curated record.
AUGUCAUCGAUAAGUUCUAGGUUUUGUUGUGCUUCUUGUGACUGCUCAUUUUCUGUUAAAAGUAAUUUAUAUAGACACAUAAGAAAUUUUCAUUCUGAACAUAAGUUGGAAACUUAUAAUGAAAGAGAUUGUACUCUGUGUAAUGAAAGGUUUACUUCUAUGAAAGAGUUGCAUGACCACAUAGAUUCUGUCCAUACAGAUAUAAGGUUAAAUUUUCAGGAACUUAUUUUUCAUUCUAAAUCUGAAUUCGAAAAUUGGAAAGAAGAUGUUGAAAAAAGUAGUCAGUCCUUUUUUGCCAAACGAACGACUAAACGUUUGGCAGAUGGGACAAUUCGUAGUUAUUUCUUAUGUAAUAGAAGUGGUUCAUGUAAAAUAAAAACUGACAGAAUACGUCACAUGAAAUGUGGAGGUUCAAUUAAAAUAGGGAAAACAUGUCCUGCUGAAAUAAAAGUGUCAGAGAAAGAGAUCGGGGAUAUUUUUGAAAUUAAAGUUAGUUACCAAUCAGUGCAUGUUGGUCAUAGGCAUGAAGUUGGGAAAUUGCCGCUCUCAAAAACUGAAAAAUCUAAAUUAGCAGGUAUGAUGCAGCAAGGUAUUCCAAAAGAAAAGAUUUUAAUGUCCAUUCAAAGUAGUUAUUCACCAACAAAAAGAAUUGGUGUUACUCACUUAAAAGAUUUACAAAAUAUUUCUAGAGGUAUUCAGGUAAAUAAUGAAAUUGUUUUUGACACUAAUGAUGCAGUAUCGGUGGACUUAAAAGUCCAGAAAAUGAAAGCUGAAUCUGGUUGUCCAAUUUUGUUGUACAAGAAAGUUGGUGACGAACUGCCAGGUUUUCAAGGUGUAUCAAGGGAUGAUUUCCUUUUAGGGGUUAUGAAUGGUGCCCAACUUAGGUUGCUGGAAUUAAACAGCAGCUGUAUUAUGAUAGACUCUACUCAUGGUAUGAAUCAGUAUGGAUUUCAAUUAACUUCUGUACUUGUCAAUGAUGAUAAUCAUGAAGGUUUUCCUGUUGCUAUUUUGUAUUCAUCAAAAAUAACAGCACAAACUUUUAUACCAUUUUUUUCAGCUAUUAAAGAUAGAGUUCCUAAUCUUAAACCUAAGGUUUUCAUGUCAGACGAUGCUCCGGCAUUUUAUAAUGCAUGGUGUCAGGUUUUUGGUGAAGUUGAUAAGUGUCUUUUGUGUAGCUGGCAUGUUCGCAGAGCAUGGAAUAAAAACUUAUCUAAAAUAAAAAAACAGUGA